AUGAAGGGCCGCACUAAGCUCCCUUCUCUCUGCCCGUGUGUGAAGUACAGGUACCAGGAUGAGGAGACACCCCCCUUGGAGCACAGUCCAGCUCAUCUGGCUCCAGGGAAAAGUGCAGAGAUGCUUCAUAUGAGUGACAAGAACCUCGCUGCCAUGGAGGCCAUUCAUGGCUACACGCCGCACACGCAUAUCUCUCCUAUCAAGCCUGUGUUGAUGUCUACAGGACACACUCCAAUGUACACCUCGGCAGUUUCCACUCUGGGAAAUACUCCUCCUGUGGUGGUGAACACUGACACACUCGACGGCUCGCCAUACGUCAAUGGGACAGAAGGAGAAAUCGAGUACGAGGAAAUCACACUGGAGAGAGGCAACUCGGGCCUGGGCUUCAGCAUAGCCGGGGGGACAGACAACCCCCACGUGGGCGACGACCCCAGCAUCUUCAUCACCAAAAUCAUCCCGGGAGGAGCCGCGGCUCAGGACGGACGGCUGAGCGUGAACGACUGCAUCCUGUUUGUGAAUGAUGUGGAUGUGAGGGAGGUGACGCACAGCCAGGCCGUGGAGGCCCUGAAGGAGGCAGGUGCUAUUGUCCGCCUCUACGUUCUCCGCAGAAAACCAGCAGCAGAAAAAGUCACUGAAAUCAAACUCAUCAAAGGGCCUAAAGGAUUAGGGUUCAGCAUUGCUGGAGGGGUGGGAAACCAGCACAUACCAGGAGAUAACAGCAUCUACGUCACCAAGAUCAUCGAAGGCGGGGCGGCUCAUAAAGACGGGCGUCUGCAGAUCGGGGACAAGAUCUUAGCGCAUAUUCCCAUAUGGAUACCGAGCUCAGCCAUCCCAACUAUCUAGGCUCCGAUUACCCACAAGCCCUCACUCCGACCUCACCGAGUCGGUUUUCUCCUGUUCUGCACGGCUUGAUGGGCGACGAUGACGUCCCGAGGGAGCCUCGGCGCAUCUUGAUCCACCGAGGCUCGACGGGUCUGGGAUUCAACAUCGUCGGAGGAGAAGACGGAGAGGGGAUCUUUAUCUCCUUCAUCCUGGCAGGAGGGCCGGCUGAUCUCAGCGGAGAGCUUCACAAGGGCGACCAGAUCCUCAGCGUUAAUGGCGUGGAUCUGCGUAUGGCCACGCAUGAACAGGCCGCUGCAGCGCUGAAGAACGCGGGUCAGACUGUAACCAUCAUCGCUCAGUACAGACCUGAAGAGUACAGCCGUUUUGAGGCUAAGAUUCAUGAUUUGAGGGAGCAGCUGAUGAACAGCAGCAUGGGCUCCGGGACAACAACGUUAAGGAGUAACCCAAAGAGAGGUUUCUACAUCAGGGCUCUUUUUGACUACGACAAGACUGCAGACUGUGGCUUCCUGAGCCAAGCUCUGGGCUUCAGGUUCGGGGACGUGCUGCACGUGUUGGACUGCGGAGACGAGGAGUGGUGGCAGGCCCGUAAGGUCAGCCCGCAGAACGAGGCCGAGGAGGUCGGCUUCAUCCCGAGCAAGCAGAGGGUGGAGAGAAAAGAGUGGUCUCGCGUUAACACCAAAGAGAGGGACCACGGUCGAGACAACAUGAGCACUCAGGGGAGAGAUAAAACCCCACACAGUUAUGAGACAGUUACUCAAGUGGAAGUCCAUUACGCGAGGCCCAUCAUCAUUCUGGGUCCGGUGAAGGACAGGAUAAAUGAUGACCUGUUGUCUGAGUUCCCUGAUAAGUUUGGAUCUUGUGUCCCUCACACCACGCGACCCAAGAGGGAGUACGAGGUGGACGGGCGAGACUAUCAUUUUGUGUCCUCUCGAGAGCAGAUGGAGAAGGACAUCCAGAGCCACCGCUUCAUCGAGGCGGGACAGUACAACAGUCACUUGUACGGGACGAGCGUCCAAAGUGUCCGUGAGGUGGCUGAGCAACAGGGGAAGCACUGCAUCCUGGACGUCUCUGCUAACGCUGUGCGCCGACUACAGGCAGCUCAGCUUCAUCCCAUCGCCAUUUUUGUCCGGCCCAAGUCCCUGGAGAAUGUUCUAGAAAUCAACACUCGUCUGACGGAGGAGCAAGCCAGGAAAGCGAUGGACCGAGCCCUCAAGCUAGAACUAGACUUCCUAGAGUGUUUCUCGGCUGUCGUGGACGGGGACAGCUUCGAGGAGGUUUAUCACAAAGUAAAGACAGUGAUCGAGGAGCAAUCAGGGCCUUACAUCUGGAUCCCCACUCGGGAGAGGCUGUGAUGCUGCACCCGCCCCGACCGACCCGACCGACCGACCGCCCCUCUCCGACCGAGCCACCGACCGACACCACCCUCACAGCCGAGCCUGCCUGCAAAGUCCUCCGGCAAAGUCAGUGCUUAAAGGCGAUCACUGCAGAUGACACAGAGAGACAAACAGGAAGUGACACAGCGAGGCGAAGGAUACCAAAUAAAAAAACGAGACUUUUUGAUAGCUGUAAACACGGUGAUGUGUAGUUAAGCUGAAAGAGAUUGGGUCAGUAUUCCACUUUAAUGAACGCAGGACUUGAGUUCAAUCAGCAUUAAAAAUGUACUCUGGUUCUGAGCUGUGACUGCACCCUUUAGUGAUAUCAACAGACCUGCACAUGACCGCAUCCAAACACGAACGGAAGCGUUUUUCCUCAAAACGAAUACAUUAAGGAAAGAAACAAGAGUGCAGGCAGAUUUAAGUUAGAUUUAGAGGCCAGGUGAGAGCUGCAGGGGUUUUCAUCUGGAUCUCCAGGCUGGAAGACUGACAGAAAGCACCAGGUCUGAACAAAAGCAGUCCACUCCCCCCGAGAUAGAGGUGCUCAGAAAGACCCUGGGUCCACAUUUUAUUAUUUCAUCUCCUGGCUGUCUAACCUCUUCCCGGCUGUUCUGCUUUGUUUCCAAUCAGGAAUGUGGGAAGACCAAAAGAACAAGAGGGUUUGGACCAGGGAGGCAA
Messenger RNA from Nematolebias whitei (Rio pearlfish), 2894 nucleotides. RefSeq names its product disks large homolog 4 (gene dlg4a). Gene Ontology annotation, molecular function: kinase binding. The record is from RefSeq and is a predicted model, not a curated record. Gene Ontology annotation, cellular component: neuron projection; postsynaptic density membrane; neuromuscular junction. Gene Ontology annotation, biological process: postsynaptic neurotransmitter receptor diffusion trapping; AMPA glutamate receptor clustering; chemical synaptic transmission. NCBI's taxonomy places the organism in Eukaryota, Metazoa, Chordata, Actinopteri, Cyprinodontiformes, Rivulidae.